AUGUCCCCGCUUGCUGUGGUUCUUAGCACUCCAGACAGCGUAGUCCUCAUAGCCGAGGCUCCUCACGCGCAGACAAGGGAGGACAACAGAAGGGCCAUUUUCGUGAAGACCGACGUGUCCCAACCUAAAGACGUGGAGAAUCUGAUUCAGGAGACCGUCAAGGUAUUUGGCAGACUGGAUAUCCACGCCAAUGCCCUUGCCCCCGGAUUCAUUCAAACACCCCUGAUGGGCGCGCUUCAAGACCCAGAUACCCCGCCCGAACUGAUCAAGGCUGGCCUCGAAGAAAUCUGCCGAAGACAGCCGCUUGGGUCACGUCUGGGAGAGCCAGAGGAGAUCGCUGGUGCUGCGGUGUUUUUGGCGUCUCAGGAUGCUUCCUUUGUUACUGGCCAUACGGUGUUGGUUGAUGGGGGCUAUACUGCUGCGUAG
This is a messenger RNA of Monascus purpureus, 426 nucleotides long. The record is from the annotation of a GenBank genome assembly. NCBI's taxonomy places the organism in Eukaryota, Fungi, Ascomycota, Eurotiomycetes, Eurotiales, Aspergillaceae.